GUGGCCACCACGGCCAGUGCCCCGGUGACCCCAGUGACCCCCAGCCCGGUGGCCACCACGGCCAGUGCCCCGGUGACCCCGAGCCCCCCGCCCCAGCCCGUGUCCCCCGUGGUGCUGGCAGCUGAGGUGGCCCUGUCCCACGAGCCCCCGGCUGCCCUCCCGUGCCCCCCGUCACAGGGGUCACUGUCACAGCCCCCCAGGGAGGUCCCCGAGCCCCCUGAGGGGUGGGGGGACACGGCCACCGUCUCGUCCCCAGAGCUGCCGGACGUGUCCCACUCCCGCCCCGACUCCAGCCUCGACAGUGCCAGGGAGAGCCCCCCACGCCCCCCCGGGACCCCCAGCCCCCCCUGCGCCCUCGGGGAGGCGUCGGAGGAGGAAGAGGCAGAAGAGAAGGGGGAGGAGGAUGAGGAGGGUCCCGCUGCCCCCCCGCCGCUGUUCACGGCCUCGGAGCGGGAGGUGUUUGUGGGGACCCCCCCGGCCCCCCCCGAGCCGCUCCCACCACCCGGUGCCUUUUCGGGGCGCGGGGCCGGCCCGGGGGUCACCGCCCUGCCCCGGGGGGCCCUCGGGGACCUGCCCCCGCCCCUGCAGGAGCCCCCCACCCCCCGGCCGGGCCCUGAGCCCCCCGGCCCCACUGAGGGGGGCACCGAUGCCAAAGUCCCGGGGGAGGGUGGCCCCCUAAGCCCCCCCGGCCCCCCAAGAUCCCCUCCAGCUCCCCCUGAGCAGCAGCAGCAGCAGGAGGAGGAGGCGGUGGGGGGGGUCUCCUCCAGCCCCCUUCCCGCUGUGGGGGCUCAGCAGGGGCCCCCCCAGGAGCCGACCCCCCCCGAGCCCCCCCGCCCUGCGCCCCCCAAACUCAGCCAAGUGCCUCCUCCCGCCGCCGUGUCCCUGCUGGCCCCGGCCCCCCCCGGGCCCCUCCCCGGCCAGGACCCCCCCCCGGGGCUGCCCCCCUCCAGGAAGCACCUCGAAGGGUCCGGGAACGAAUCCGAGAGCAACGACGAGUCCAUCCCGGAGCUGGAGGAGCCCGAGGGCUCGGAGCCGCCCCCCGCCCAGCCCCAGGUGCCCCUGGGCCACGCGCUCGGCCCCGGAGAGGAGCCGCUCAGCAAGGCCAAGCAGAGCCGGAGUGAGAAGAAGGCGCGGAAGGCCAUGUCCAAGCUGGGGCUGCGGCAGAUCCACGGCGUCACCCGCAUCACCAUCCGCAAGUCCAAGAACAUCCUGUUCGUCAUCUCCAAGCCCGACGUGUUCAAGAGCCCCGCCUCCGACAUCUACAUCGUCUUCGGGGAGGCCAAGAUCGAGGACCUGUCCCAGCAAGUGCACAAAGCGGCGGCCGAGAAGUUCAAGGUGCCGCUGGAACACUCGGCCCUGGUGACAGACGCGGCCCCCGCCCUCGCCAUCAAGGAGGAGAGCGAGGAGGAGGAGGAGGUGGACGAGACGGGGCUGGAGGUGCGGGACAUCGAGCUGGUGAUGGCCCAGGCCAACGUGUCCCGCCCCAAAGCCGUGCGGGCCCUGCGGCACAACAACAACGACAUCGUCAACGCCAUCAUGGAACUGACCAUGUAGCGGCCGGGGCUGGCCUGGCCCCCCUGUAUAGAUGCACAGAGCCCCCCCCCAAAUCCUUCCUCCUGCCCCCCCCAUCCUCCUCCUCCUCCCCUGGACCGCUCAAUAAAGGCCUCCUGCACCCCUUGGAUCGCA
Neopelma chrysocephalum (saffron-crested tyrant-manakin) is the source of this 1686-nucleotide messenger RNA. RefSeq names its product NAC-alpha domain-containing protein 1-like. The transcript has 7 exons. The record is from RefSeq and is a predicted model, not a curated record. Lineage: Eukaryota; Metazoa; Chordata; Aves; Passeriformes; Pipridae. Gene Ontology annotation, cellular component: nascent polypeptide-associated complex; cytoplasm. Gene Ontology annotation, biological process: protein targeting to membrane. The annotation marks the transcript as partial.